AUGGCGUUAUCAAAACACACGGUGUUAACAUCAUCACCAUCAUCUGCAGUUUGCGCUAGCGAGGCGAAGAAGGAGAAGGGCUCGCAGGUUCCAUGGAGCCCUCCCGACGCGAAGAAGGACAAGGGUUCGAAGGUCCCGUGGAGCCCGCACGAAGAUAAGAUGCUGCGGGCGCUCGUCAAGAAACACGGCGCGCAGAGCUGGUCCAUCAUCUGUAGAAACAUCCCCGGCAGAUCGGCAAAGUCUUGCCGACUUCGUUGGUGCAACCAUCUCCUGCCGGGAUUGAACUUCAAGCCGUUCACGCCGGAAGAGGACUCCAAGAUCAUUGAGCUUCAUCGCAAAUAUCACAAUGGGUGGGCGACGAUCGCACGCCACAUGCCCGGUCGGAGCGAUAACGCGAUAAAGAACAGAUGGAACUGCACGUUAAAAAACCGGCAGCGACAUGAACACGAACAACCAACGAAGAGGAAGAGAUCCGACGAUGACCACGAUGACGACGGAUUCGGGUCGAAGGUCGCAGAAUCCUGGUUGCCGCCAAAAACUCCGCAAUGGGAAGAGAUUGAGCCGGCGGAGAUCUGCGAGCCAGGCUGUGUAUCGCAGAAGCCGCCGCCGCCGCUGGAAUUGAACUUCCUCGCUCAAGACUUUUCGCGCUGGAAGAAACAGGUAUUCGACAGGCAACGGGAUUUCACCGGAUUCAAGUUCGACCACGGCAUUGACGAUCCCAUGACCGCCCUAACAUUAGGGUAUCCGGGAACGCCGACGGAAAGCUAUUCCAGCGACUUCAGCGACGAAGGCCGAUGGAAAAUGGAAAGCGCAAUAGAGUAUUAA
Ananas comosus (pineapple) is the source of this 825-nucleotide messenger RNA. RefSeq names its product transcription factor MYB44-like. Gene Ontology annotation, cellular component: nucleus. Gene Ontology annotation, biological process: regulation of DNA-templated transcription. Gene Ontology annotation, molecular function: DNA-binding transcription factor activity, RNA polymerase II-specific; RNA polymerase II cis-regulatory region sequence-specific DNA binding. The transcript has a single exon. Bases 1 to 825 code for a protein of 274 amino acids. NCBI's taxonomy places the organism in Eukaryota, Viridiplantae, Streptophyta, Magnoliopsida, Poales, Bromeliaceae. The record is from RefSeq and is a predicted model, not a curated record.